Spirometra erinaceieuropaei is the source of this 2306-nucleotide messenger RNA. Lineage: Eukaryota; Metazoa; Platyhelminthes; Cestoda; Diphyllobothriidea; Diphyllobothriidae. The record is from the annotation of a GenBank genome assembly.
AUGCUGCUGACGCUGCUACUGCUGCUGCUGCUGCUGGUGGUGGACAUCACUGGUGGUGGUGGUGGUGGUGGUGGUGGUGGUGGUGGUGGUGGUGGUGGUGGUGGUGGUGGUGGGCACACUGGGCAAUGGGAUGUGGUUUUGGCUCGACAUGGUGGAUCUGCAAGCUGGGCUUGGUGCGCCGAUUGUGAAGUGAAAUCCGCUGUUUUGGAUACGCAUGUGACAUAAUGAGCCCAUGCGGUGAGCUGGUGCGCGGAGGUAGGGCUGACAAUGGAGGAAGAUGCGGCGAGUGCAUGUGAGUGCUCGGGGGCUGGUUCAUAAUCCUCUGAGCGAUGGAUUCAGAAUUGACCGACGAGACCGAGGUGUGAGAUGAAUGUUUGAUCGCGACGACGGCAGGUAUGGAUCGAGUUCACAUCACUGGAUAUGGGGGUGCGCUGGUGAUGCUAACAUGUAAUGGAACUUCAGAUGUCAACCCAUCGGUGCGGGAGUGCGAAAUGCCGCGGUGUUGGUGGAGCUAGUCGCUGUGGUGGACGUAGGCAUUUGACCAGGGCGAAUGAUGACGGUGAUGGAUGGCGGCGAGCAGCAACGGUGUGAUCGGUAAUGACGGGGGUGGUCGCCGUCGCGGUGUUUGCGGCAGAGCGAGGAUAGGAGAAGAAAUCGACGUUGUCGGUAAUGGCGCAUUGCGUCGGAAGGUGUUCUACGAGACCAAUUUGUGCCCGAAAUGUUCGUUGACGCGGUGGGCAUGUUGGAGGCGGUUACGUAUUGGCGCUGCGAAGUGGGGACGGCCGGGAUUUUCGAGUUUCGCGACGGCGGCGGUUAUGUGGCUGACUUGGUAGAUCGCUGCACUUGUCACCACUGUCCUCCUAUAGGUCGGCUGGUCCCGGGCAAAGUCUUCCCGUUGGACUGGUUGGACUGCAGGAGCUUCAAAGAAGCCUUGCAGCGCCGGACUUGACCACCUUGCCAACGAGAACUCGUGUUGACGCAUCAUCUGAGCGAAUCACUCGGGUCAGUCAAAUUUCUGAAUGAUUUUCCACAGCCCUUCGCGAUUCACAGUGUCGAAGGCUUUCGUCAGAUACAAGAAGGUAGAGUAGAGAUGAAGCCGCAACUUUUGACAUUUCUCUUGCAGGGCGGCGAAUAUCGUGUCAAUAGUGCCACGAUGAUGACGGAAACCGCACUGGCUUUCUUUCAGGAGUCCUUGUUUCAAAUGAACGUUGAAGCGAUUGAAAGGAAUACGAGCUAAUAUCUUUCCGGCGAUUUUGAGCAACGAGAUUCCUCUGUAGUUGUCGCAGACUUGACAGUUCCGUUUCCGAUUUCAGAAAUGGACGAUUGUGGUGUACUUGAAAUCAUGAGGGACUUCUCUUUGGUGGUGCAUAUCUUUAAAGACCGCUGUCAGAUGAUUCACAGGUUGGGAGUUGCCGUGCUUGUAGAUAUCAGCAGGGAUCGCGUCUGGUCCGGGCUCUUUCCCACAGGAGAGUUGUUACACGGCUCUGAUGGUGUCUUAAAGAGAGGGAGGGAGGUCGAGGUCGGCGUUGGUCUCCACUUGAGACAGACGGAGGAUGGCGGCGUCGGAGAUGUUGGAGAGACGGUUGAGGACGCCUCUGAAGUGCUCGGCCCAUCGCUGCAAAUUUGCGUUCUCCCAUUAUUUAGGAUAGUUGCAUCGACGCUGAGAAGACGAGCGGUUCCUUUGACUGUGGGGCCGUAGGCAGCCUUAAUAGUGGCGAAGAAGUUCUUCCAGUCGUUGCGGUCCACGUACCCUUGGAUUUGUUCGGUCUUACGAGCCGUCCAGACGUCCUGUAUCUCCUGCAGCCGCUACAGCACAAGGCGGCGACUUUGGUAGAAAUCUGCUUUGUUUCCGUCUCCGUGCGACUGCUGGUUGAAUUAGGCUUUGUGCAGACGAUUUUUCUUUGCGAACAGGUUGCAGUUGACGGCCUCGCUGUCGUACAGUCCUGGUGCUGGCGACCGCUAACUUGGAAUAUGUCAGUUUAUACUGGGAUCUACAGGCGCAGACCGACAUUUGGUGUAUGAAUAUUUGGACCGAAGUCCUGGCAUUCUCUUACCUUUAGGUCUCCUGCGGCACGGUUGGCGGAUCCCACUUUGGAGACGACGAAACGAUGGUCAGUCCACCCGUCGGCACACGUGAUGAUCGUCUUUGUCACCAGCAUUUCCUACUGGCCCCGCCUCUGGAUGCGAACGUGGUCCAGAGGGUGCCGCUGUCAGAACCGAGGGUGUAUCCAGGUCACCUUCUCCCUCGUCGGAAGGCGGAAGAAGGUGUUGGUCAGGAUGAGGCGGAGCUCUGCGCAGGCUCGUAG